AUGGCUGAUGUGGCAAGUCUUAGACAAGAGAUCAGAGUGUUCAAGUUCGAAAAUAGAGAGUUGCACAUGUUUGCAAAUAAUUAUUCAACGAGCAUGAAAAGAAAGCUUGACCAGCUGCAGGAAUCCGAAAAUUGGAUUCAAAGUAACCAUCAAAAGUUUGUGGCUUUAUUCCAAAGACACCAAUUGCCUUCGUCUUCUAGAGUUUUACCAAGUACUGGUGCACCAAAUAAUCAACCUCUUCUGCAUCUUCUUCCUGAAGUUAUGCCAAGUACUGAGGCGUCACAUGUUCCAUCUUUAAUGCUUCCCCCUUCUAGGGUUCUAAUUAGUACUGAGGUUUCCAAAUCAGUUUCAGACUUCAGUGUUCAGUCUCAAAUCUCAAUCUCUCCAACACUCCAACCCUUUCUCAAAUUCGCGGCGCCGCUCCUCCGUCCACCUUCUCCGACACGACUCCGGCCAGCCACAAGCAAGCCACACACACAGACAAGCACACGCACCCUGCUACUCAUUCUCUCAGAUGAUGUUGAUCUCGAACGAGUUGCAAAAGAUACCCAUGGUUUUGUUGGUGCAGAUCUUGCCGCUCUCUCCACAGAGGCUGCGCUCCAGUGCAUCCGUGAAAAAAUGGACGUUAUUGACUUGGAAGACGAUACGAUUGAUGCUGAGGUGUUGAAUUCGAUGGCUGUGACGAAUGAACACUUCCAGACCGCACUGUCCUCUACAAAUCCUUCUGCCUUGCGCGAAACUGUUGUGGACGUACCUAAUGUUUCGUGGGAUGCCAUUGGACUGAAUUUUAGCAUUUUUUUCUCUCAAUCUUUUUCCUUUUUUUUUUUUUUGGUUUAAACAGACCAUGGCAUGGAUACUAGAUGAGUACUCAAAAGUUUCAUGGCUACUCACCUGCAGUAGUGACUGGAAAGCCUAUUGAUAUUGGUGGAUCACUAGGAAGAGAUGCAGCAACGGGAAGAGGAGUACUUUUUGCAACAGAGGCAUUACUCAAUGAGUAUGGAAAGAGCGUCUCCGGACAACAGUUUGUUAUACAGGUGGACUUUUACUGAACACAAAAAGUUUAUAUGGUUGAGAUGUUUGAGAAAUUUGGGAUGUCACCUUCUAAAGGCGUUCUCUUUUAUGGACCACCUGGCUGUGGGAAAACCCUUCUCGCCAAGGCAAUUGCCAAUGAAUGCAGUACUCAUCAGUAUCCGGCGCAACAAUGCAGUACUCAUCAGGGUCUGUCGAAUAUUUGCUCGUUCUAUUUCAGUUUUUAUGAACCGUAUAAGCAAUUCUACUUUAGCACAUAACCUCA
This is a messenger RNA of Pyrus x bretschneideri (Chinese white pear), 1294 nucleotides long. Its product is annotated as cell division cycle protein 48-like. Gene Ontology annotation, biological process: retrograde protein transport, ER to cytosol; mitotic spindle disassembly; autophagosome maturation. The transcript has 5 exons. The coding region runs from base 1 to 837 and encodes 278 amino acids. Gene Ontology annotation, molecular function: ATP hydrolysis activity; polyubiquitin modification-dependent protein binding. The record is from RefSeq and is a predicted model, not a curated record. Gene Ontology annotation, cellular component: VCP-NPL4-UFD1 AAA ATPase complex; nucleus; cytosol. Lineage: Eukaryota; Viridiplantae; Streptophyta; Magnoliopsida; Rosales; Rosaceae.